This is a messenger RNA of Salpingoeca rosetta, 2830 nucleotides long. RefSeq lists its product as uncharacterized. NCBI's taxonomy places the organism in Eukaryota, Choanoflagellata, Craspedida, Salpingoecidae. The transcript has 11 exons. The record is from RefSeq and is a predicted model, not a curated record. Bases 311 to 2395 code for a protein of 694 amino acids.
AGGCCAUCACAACAACAACACCACCGACACAGCUGCUGCUCUGCUGCCAGCCAACCAACACCCCAACACCACAGCACGCGCACACAGCACCUGCGCAGCACCGCUCCCACCUGGCAAACGCCCGUCUCCCGUUUCUUCACGACACUCCAAGUACAGCGCAUAGAAACGCAACGGCCAACCCGUGAGCCAAAGCAACACGCCAGCUCCAAAACAAUACGAGAAACACCAGAAGACUCGAAGCCAACACGCGCGCAAGCGAGAGCGUCUGUUCGCACACGCACGCGCACACACUAAUACACCACCCACCAGCAUGUCCAGCGAAGCAGCUGUGCCGUGGGAGCAGUUGCUGGUGUCUGACAACCUGCAGCAAGUGCUCCGCGCGAUUAUCCAGCGGCUAGACCGCCAUGAUGGCCUGCUUGCGCGCGGGCUGAGCCGGGAUGCAGGCAACGCAGAUGGCGGCGGCGGCGGCGAUGGCAGUGCAGGCGAACAAGGCACCCCAUUGACGGUGGUGCCGCAGCAGGACCUGCAAAGCCUCAAAGCCAGAUUAGAAGUGCUGGAGAACACAACCAUGGAGUCAAAGUUGGAGCAGCUGACGACACAGGCGCCAAUCAAGGCGGCGGUGGCCAAGGACAAGUCGUCGUUCAGGCUGGCAGACCACGUCAUCCCUCUCACACAGCUCAAGUCGCGCGUGGACACGUGCGACGUGGGCAUCCUAGCCAACUCGUCCGAGAUUGACGCCGUCAACGGGCGCCUCACGGCGCUGGCAGAUGCCGUGCAGGAGCAGCUUGCCAACAUGGUGAGCAAGGAGGAGUUCCAGGAGCUGGAGACAAAACACAACAAGCUGCAAGAGCAAGUCGACAAGCUGGCAAAGGACCUGAUUGAGCGGCUGGAGAAGCGAAUCAACGAGGUGCAGAAGCAGAUCGAUGCCAUGGUGCCGAGGAUCGAGGGCAACGAGCAAGGCGUGGCAAACAACAGGGAGCGCAUUGCCAAGGCACUGGGCCGCAUGCAGGAGCUGGAGAAGUCGCUUCAGGCAAUGCGAGAUGACCUGGACGCAAAGGCAGACAAGGCGUAUGUGGACGAUGUCGUGGCAGAGCUGAGGGAGCAGAUUGAGCAAAUCAACAUCGAAGAGAUCAAGGAAUUGUUGGAGAGCACGAACAAGCGGGUGGAUCUGAUGGACGAGCGAUGCGACAAAUUGGAGGACGACCACCUCGACCUCCGCCGCGAGUUUGCACGCUAUCAGCAAGAGAUGCAGGAUAUGCAGCUGGAGCAGCAGAUUGAGAACCUCAAGCGCGAACUCGAGGAAGCAAAGAGCGGCGUGUUUAUGAAGGCAACAGCCCGCAUGGACGCAAUGCAAAAGGAGACAGACAACAUUCGCGAAACACUCACAACAACACAGGGUCAAGUGCAGUUGAACCGGGAGACGAUGGAGGAGCUCGAGGAUGCGAUCCGGCAGAUCAACCCCGACGCCGUCGACACCACCAGCAACCGGGGCACGCGCGCACUCAUCCAGCAGCUCCAAUCAGACGUCGCAAAGCUUGAGCAGCGGUAUGCGGAUGCUGCUGCGCGAGAGGCCGACGGGCGCGGGCGAGCAGAGGAGACACAGCAGCUCCUUGACGACCUCAGACUCAAGCUUGACGAGCUGCAUCAAGCAAAGGCGGACAAGCACGUGAUGGAGAUGGCGCUGAAUGUGAAAGCGGACAAAGACGCCGUUGCGCGUGAUACAGAGCGGAACCUUCGGGCCGUGGAUGAGGCACUGACGGUCAUGAACGCGGGGACACAAGGCGUGCAGCAGCUGCUGGAGAAACAGGAGGGGCUGGUGCAGCAGCUGUCGAGCCAGCUGUCGAACAAGCUGGAUCGGGACGAAAUCGAGAAGAUACAGAAGCGCCUUGAGAACCAGCAGCUCACGCCUGAGGAAGCAAGAGAGCAGCAGGAGGCAAUCUUUGGCAAGUACGGCAUCUCGCUUGAGGAGGCGGCGGCGGGCAUGCGACGGCCACUGGAGCCGUACGCCUGCAUAUCCUGCAACCGCCCCCUCCGACCAGGCAGCCAACCACCCAUGCCAUCGCUGCCGCUGCUGCCAUCGAGCAAAGAUGGGCAGCGACAGGCGCCGUACAUUCCCCGCCGUGCACAGAGCGCAUCGGUACAGCAGCGCAGCCGCGAUGGGAUUGUGGAGGUGUCGGAGUUGCCGCGAUCAAUGCGGUCUGCUGGUGGUGCACACACGUCGCCACGGCUCAUGCAGACCUACAAGGAGCAGCGCGGCACACCACGCUCCGUCGUCGAGGUGCGACGAGACCCGCGACGGAGCGUGGAGCUGGUGGGUGAGGACGGACGCAUCUAUCACGGCAGAAUCGGCAGCCCGCGCUCUCGACCAUCGUCACGACCAACAAGCGGGAAGUGAACACCACCACCACCGCCAGCAACGGUGUGGUGGUGUCCCAUCCAAUCGGCGCUGCGAGCAACCUGUGACCAUCACACCUUCGUCACCACCACCAUCACUCUUGUUCAUUGCCACAUCGUGUCACCGCAAUUGUUUUCUUUGUUCGGUGGGUUGUUGCGCGGGUGAUCUGGCCUUGUGUUGACACACAUGCAUGUGUGGCCGGUACUCGCGGUAUUUUGCUUCCUCUUCGUUCUGUCAACAGCUAAUUUGGUUUCCCCGUAUUCUUGGUGUGUUUCUGACCUCUCAAUGCUGUUGUUUGCUUCACAUCUCAGUUACAACAACAACAACAACCAUUCUUGGUUUGCGUUCAGUGCUGCUUGCUUGCUUGCUUGUUUGUUUGUUUGUUCAUUUGUUUGUGUGUGUGUGUGUAUGUGUGUGUGUGUGUGUGUGUGUGUG